Molecule: messenger RNA, 1438 nt
Organism: Amoebophrya sp. A120
Lineage: Eukaryota; Dinophyceae; Syndiniales; Amoebophryaceae
Source: the annotation of a GenBank genome assembly
UUUCAUUUCAUUUUUUUUUUUCGUCUUAGAUGAACAGGUCGCGGCUGACGAGUAUGAAUAUUGUUGUUUGUGACUAGCAGCCUGGCCUCGUCCCGAUUUAUUUCCUGCUACUACCACUAGCACUACCUACUUUUAAUAAAUAUUUGUACACGACGUUCUUUCUACAUACAUGUCGACAAGAGCUGCAUCACAGAUGACCACCUCCUUCUUCGUCGGCGGAAGUCGUGCGACCUUUUUGGCCAGGAAGUAGACGUUCUGAUUUUCAACAAGCGGAGGUACAACUACAAGCUGCAAAACAUCUUCUUCACCUCCCUCGACUUCAAUCAGCUUGAGUAUCAAACGGCGUGCUUCUUUCUUUUCAUACACGUCAAACCAGGACUGCUGGCUGCGGUGAGGUUCCUCCAUCAGCACUAGUUAGUAGAAGUAAUAGACGCUGCACAAGCAGUAGACCUCCACCGAUAUCACACUUUGUCGAAAACCAAGCCCGAAGACGACCGUGGACAAUCAAGAAGAGGCUUCUGAGAAUAUCAUCCGGCCGAGGAAAACAUCCAAUAACUUUCUUCGAAGUUUUGUGUUGUAUUGAAUUCUACGAUUCGGGCGGCAGCGACGAGUAAAGAAACAUCGUCUGGAGAACUACUGUGUCAACAGCAAAUCUUUUCAACCAACUGCACAAAAAUUCUGAUCAUGCCUGCACCAACGAAAGUGUCAUCUCUUGUUCCUCCGGGACAGCAGCUCCUGCGCGAGGAAGGAGUUCCUUUUUCAUCAGAAGUCGGUGCGGAGAUGUUGUUGACCAACUGCGACGAGGCAAACAAAGAAGAGUCCUAUGAGAAGUGCUGUCCGGUUCAAGUACUAGAAAAUAAUUCGGCUGAUGCACUUGCACAACAAGUAUCAGAAGGAAGUGAUCCUCGCGGCGACGAAGAUGAGGGCAUGAACUUGCGGCAGAGCGAUGUGAUUCACCCAAGAGCGGGCGUUGUACCAGGACAGAAGAUCGAGCAGCAGAUCUUGUUUCGGGCGAGCAGUUGUACCGCGGCUACACCUCCGAUGGAGCAGACGACGCCGAAUUUUGAGCGUCCUCGCACUACGGACGAUAUCGUCACGGAUCCGAACAACGUCGCGGCAGGUAGUGGUAGAAGAACCUCGGGGCGGCGGUCGCCCUCGUGGUCUAGUCGUACCCCGACGGCAGCGAUGAAUAUUGCGCCAGAUUUGUUGGUUGAUGCCAGGUUUGUUGGUACUAGCUUAUCGACUCCAAGAGCUCCACCGAGUUGUGCAGGGAAAAAGGUGGUGGAGCUGCUGAACCAGGAAAUGAAGAAGAAGAAGGACACGAAGGGGGACGACGACCACGUCCAUGAUAAAAAUCCCAGAGUACUAGCUGUCGAACAAUCUUCCACGGUCGCGGCCGACCAGGCAGCAGGAGGUGGUGGCGCGGCGGCCAUGCGGC